Vidua macroura (Pin-tailed whydah) is the source of this 2888-nucleotide messenger RNA. It is a transcript of the gene CDH18, whose product is annotated as cadherin 18. Gene Ontology annotation, molecular function: cadherin binding; calcium ion binding. Gene Ontology annotation, biological process: calcium-dependent cell-cell adhesion; multicellular organism development; homophilic cell-cell adhesion. Gene Ontology annotation, cellular component: catenin complex; plasma membrane; adherens junction. The transcript has 11 exons. The coding region runs from base 1 to 2385 and encodes 794 amino acids. Lineage: Eukaryota; Metazoa; Chordata; Aves; Passeriformes; Viduidae. The record is from RefSeq and is a predicted model, not a curated record.
AUGAGAAUAACAAGUACAUCUUGUAUCUGCCCAGUCCUAGUUUGUCUCUGUUUCGUGCAGAGAUGUUAUGGAGCUGCUCACCAUGGCUCCAUCAAGGUGACCAGAAAUCAAACCAAACACAUGGAAGGUGAAACAGAAGUGCAUCAUCGUCCAAAGCGUGGAUGGGUGUGGAAUCAGUUCUUUGUUUUAGAAGAACACAUGGGACCAGAUCCUCAGUAUGUAGGAAAGCUGCAUUCCAAUUCUGACAAAGGUGAUGGAUCAGUCAAAUACAUUCUUACUGGAGAAGGGGCAGGGACUAUAUUUAUUAUUGAUGACACAACUGGAGACAUCCAUUCAACCAAAAGCCUAGAUCGAGAGCAGAAGACACACUAUGUGCUUCAUGCCCAAGCUAUUGAUAGACGGACAAACAAGCCACUUGAGCCUGAAUCUGAGUUCAUUAUCAAAGUGCAGGAUAUCAACGACAAUGCACCAAAAUUUACAGAUGGACCAUACAUUGUUACUGUGCCAGAGAUGUCUGAAAUGGGUACAUCUGUUCUACAGGUGACAGCCACAGAUGCAGAUGAUCCCACAUAUGGAAACAGUGCCAGAGUAGUGUACAGUAUUCUUCAGGGACAGCCAUAUUUCUCUGUUGACCCCAAAACAGGAGUCAUCAGGACUGCCUUGCACAAUAUGGACAGGGAAGCCAGAGAGCAUUAUUCCGUUGUCAUUCAAGCCAAAGAUAUGGCUGGGCAGGUCGGAGGGCUGUCAGGGUCAACAACUGUAAAUAUCACACUCACAGAUGUCAACGACAAUCCACCCAGGUUUCCUCAGAAACAUUAUCAACUAUAUGUUCCUGAGUCGGCUCAAGUUGGAUCAGCAGUUGGCAAAAUCAAAGCAAAUGAUGCAGACACGGGGUCAAAUGCAGACAUGAAGUACACGAUUAUAAAUGGCGAUGGCUCUGGGGUAUUCUCCAUAUCUACUGACAAAGAAACAAGGGAAGGAAUUCUCUCUCUGAAGAAGCCACUCAACUAUGAAAAAAAGAAAUCAUAUACACUUAAUAUAGAAGGAGCAAAUACUCACCUGGAUUUUCGCUUUUCACACUUGGGACCAUUCAAAGAUGUAACAAUGUUGAAGGUCAUUGUUGGCGAUGUGGAUGAACCCCCGCUCUUCACUAUGCCUUCCUAUGUUAUGGAAGUUUAUGAAAAUGCAAAGAUUGGGACUCCUGUUGGCACAGUAACGGCACACGAUCCUGAUGCUGCAAACAGUUUAGUGAGAUAUUUCAUUGAUCAUAAUGCAGAAGAAGAUAGGUAUUUCACCAUUGAUGCUAGUACUGGAACCAUUAAGACUGCCAAGAUCUUUGACAGAGAGGAGACACCGUGGUACAACAUCACAGUGGCUGCUUCUGAGAUAGACAAUCCUGGGCUAGUGAGCCAUGUUCCAGUUGGUGUUAGAAUCCUGGAUGUCAAUGACAAUCCUCCCGAGCUUGCCAGAGAUUAUGAUGUAGUUGUCUGUGAAAAUACAAAGCCUGGUCAGGUAAUUCAGACUAUCACUGCUACUGACAAAGAUAACUCUGCAAAUGGCGCAAGAUUCCAUUUUUCUCUUGAUGAAGGGCUUUCUUUGAAUCCCAACUUUACUCUAAGGAACAAUGAAGAUAAUACAGCCAGUAUUCUGACAAAACGAAGGAGAUACAGUCGAACCACACAAGAUAUCUAUUACCUCCCAGUUUUGAUUUCUGAUGGCGGCGUGCCCCCUCUCAGCAGCAGCAGUACCCUCACCAUCCGGGUUUGUGCCUGUGAGAGAGACGGACGAGUGAGAACUUGCCAUGCUGAAGCUUUCCUCUCCUCGGCUGGCUUGAGCACAGGAGCUUUAAUUGCAAUCCUGCUCUGCAUUGUCAUCCUUCUUGUUUUCUCUUUAGCAAUUGUGGUCCUUUUCAUCACUCUAAGACGUGGCAAGAAGGAGCCUUUGAUCAUUUCAGAAGAAGAUGUGCGGGAAAAUGUUGUGACAUAUGAUGAUGAGGGAGGUGGAGAGGAAGACACAGAAGCAUUUGACAUCACAGCACUGCGGAAUCCAUCUGCUGCUGAAGAGCUAAAAUAUCGGAGGGAUGUUCGUCCUGAAGUGAAGCCUCUGUCCAGGCAUCAUCCCUCCUCAAGCCUUGACAGUAUAGAUGUUCAGGAGUUCCUUAAUCAAAGACUGGCAGAGGCUGAUCUGGACCCCAGUGUGCCCCCGUAUGACUCCCUGCAGACAUAUGCCUAUGAGGGUCAUAGAUCAGAAGCUGGGUCUAUCAGCUCUCUGGAUUCAGCAACAACACACUCUGACCAGGAUUAUAAUUACCUUGGAGACUGGGGACCUGAGUUCAAGAAGCUAGCAGAACUCUAUGGGGAAAUAGAACCAGAAAGAACAACUUAGUUGUAAUUCCCAGAACAGAGAAGUUCCUAAACAAUUGGACAGAUAAUGGCAACAAUGGUAACAAAAAAAAGUGAAUACAGUACUUGGAACUGAGUAAGUUGUAUGCAGUUACUGUAGAACAAGUGCCCUUUUCAUAUUUGAAACUGGGUUCUCCAAUUGAAAGAACGUCAAAUUUUGGAAAAUACAGAAAAAAAAUCUAUUGUCCCUUGUGUAUUUUUUUUUAAUUGCUCAUUAAAGUGUCUGGUACCUUGUCUGCAACAAUACCUAAAGUAAAGCCAAGAAAUUACAUUUUUAUUGCAAUAUGCGUUAACAGCUCCAAGCUGCAGUAAGUUUAUGGUCAUGUCUGUUUGAGAAGAGAGCUAACAGAGGAUCAAAUCUCUUGCAGGUGGUUGUGAUGUUGCAUUUCUAGCUGUGCUCUAGGCCUUGUGAUCCCAACACCAGGUAGACAAUGAGGUUUACUAUCAGUGUGAGAAGUGCUACCAGUCUGUUUCCUUUACAGAGGU